GCCCCGCGCCCCGCCGCCCCCGUCACCUUUAUGGACGAGCACCUGAGCCUGCUGUACUCGCCCGCCGCCUCCUCCACCAGCAGGCACCCGCGGGGAGGCAGCAGCAGCAGCAGCCACCACAACCCGGGCUACAGCGAGCAGGCGCCCCCCGACGCCCCCGAGGAAGGGCAGGAGGAAGACAUGACCGUGGUGGUGGGCGGGGGCGACCCCCUGCUGGAGGAGCCCCAGCACCCCCAUCCUCUGCUGGGCGGCGAGCGCUACGACCCCCCGCCGGCCCACGCGCCCGUGCCCCCUGGGCACCACCCCCAGGGCGGCGGCGGGGAGCACGAGUGCUGCGAGCGGGUGGUCAUCAACAUCUCAGGCCUGCGCUUUGAGACCCAGCUCAAGACCCUGGCGCAGUUCCCCGAGACCCUGCUGGGAGACCCCCGCAAGAGGAUGCGCUACUUCGACCCCCUGCGCAACGAGUACUUCUUCGACCGCAACCGGCCCAGCUUCGACGCCAUCCUCUACUACUACCAGUCCGGGGGCCGGAUUCGGCGCCCGGUCAACGUGCCCAUCGACAUCUUCUCGGAGGAGAUCCGCUUCUACCAGCUGGGCGAGGAGGCCAUGGAGAAGUUCCGGGAGGACGAGGGCUUCAUCCGCGAGGAGCAGAGGCCUUUGCCCAACAAGGAGUUUCAGCGCCAGGUGUGGCUCCUCUUUGAGUACCCAGAAAGUUCUGGGCCAGCUCGAGGCAUCGCCAUCGUCUCGGUCCUUGUCAUUCUCAUCUCUAUCGUUAUCUUCUGUCUGGAGACUCUGCCCGAGUUCAGGGAUGACCGAGACUACGAGGGGACGGGUGGAACCUUUGGGACGGGGGGUGGCCCGUUCACACCGGACGUCUUCACCAAUUCUUCCUCGGCCCCCUCCAUGGUGUCAUCCUUCACCGACCCCUUCUUUGUGGUGGAGACUUUGUGCAUCAUCUGGUUCUCUUUUGAGCUGCUUGUCCGCUUCUUCGCCUGUCCCAGCAAGGCCACCUUCUCUAAGAACAUCAUGAACAUUAUCGACAUUGUGGCCAUCAUCCCCUAUUUUAUCACGCUGGGCACUGAGCUGGCGGAGAGGCAGGGUAACGGCCAGCAAGCCAUGUCCCUAGCCAUCCUUAGGGUCAUUCGGCUGGUCAGGGUCUUCCGCAUCUUCAAGCUCUCUCGGCACUCCAAGGGGCUGCAGAUUCUGGGACAGACCCUCAAGGCCAGCAUGAGGGAGCUUGGCUUGCUCAUCUUCUUCCUCUUCAUUGGAGUCAUCCUCUUCUCCAGUGCUGUCUACUUUGCAGAGGCUGACGAUCCCAGCUCAGGAUUCAGCAGCAUCCCUGACGCCUUCUGGUGGGCAGUGGUGACCAUGACCACAGUGGGCUAUGGGGACAUGCACCCAAUCACCAUUGGGGGAAAGAUUGUGGGGUCCCUCUGUGCCAUUGCCGGGGUGCUAACCAUUGCUCUUCCUGUGCCUGUGAUAGUCUCCAAUUUCAACUACUUUUACCAUCGGGAGACCGAAGGCGAGGAGCAAGCCCAGUAUAUGCAUGUAGGGAGCUGUCAGCACCUCUCGUCUACUGAGGAGAUGAAGAAGGCUCGCAGCAAUUCCACCCUGAGCAAGUCAGAGUACAUGGUGAUAGAGGAGGGAGGAAUCAACCACAGUGCAUUCAAACAGGCUGCUUUUAAGACGGGCAACUGCACAACUACAAACAAUCCCAACUGUGUGAACAUCAAAAAGAUCUUUACGGAUGUUUAAAAAAAUCCGAGGAUGUGUAUAAAAACAAAAAUAAUAAUGCAAAGUGACUGUGUUAUCUGUAUUGUGUGGAACAUGCACCAUCGUUGGUCUGUGUGUGCACCCUUGUUUUAUACAUUUAUUUUUUCAGAUGAUUCCUUUUUAAGAUCAAAGAAAGGGAUUUAAGAAUCAGAAGAAAAGAGAAUGGGAAGGAAAAAAGGACCUAGAGAAGAACACGCUCGCGGCUGAAACAGGUGUUUGUUCUGCAACAUGUUGCAGGGCUGCUUCUGGGUUUUGGUUUUUGUUUUUGGAGGGGGGAGCAGCUUGCCGUUUCUGCUUUUUUUUCUUAUUAUUUUUGAAGCGAGGCAGUGUGUAGCCGAUUCUCCCUUCCCACCACAUACACGCACUUGUUGGAAUGAAAACUAUGAGUCGGAAGGGGAGAAAAUAAAAUCAUGUAGCAGAGCAUAUUUGGAAGGAAAUGACCAUUUAAUUUUGCAAACUGUCUCUGCUACCACACUGUUAAGUGAUGCUUAAUAUUGAAACGUGGUGUGUGUCAUUUACAGGCACAUUCUUGAUUUCUUUUUCUCCCCAGAUAAAUUUGUUCAGAGACCAAACGUAAGCAGUUUUGAUUUAACCAGAAAAAAACAUGCUAGUUUCCUAUUGCUAAUUCCCUUCCCUUGCAAUCCGACGGGAUUGUUUCAUGCAACCUGAAAUUGCUGGUUGCAUGAUGUUGUAGAGGAAAUGUUUCCUACCAAAUCGCAAAGAUUAACAAUUGAGUUAGUGAACAGUAUCCUGAGAGUUUGUGCAUCCUAUGAUGUCUAUGCAGAUUAGGGAUUGUUAGUCUCCCAUUAAAUCAGUAACGGUCUCUUUGCAGUGACUGUGCAGCCUCAAACAAAACCCAUCAACCUAGAAACAAAGGGGAUAUUUCCGCCUAUUUGGCUAUUUGCAAUGCAUUUGAGAUAAGCGUCUCCAUCUAUCACAAGAAGAUUAAAGUGGCAAACACGCCUUCCAGCGGAAGUUACUAAUUCGGAUCUGAGUGAUACAGUUUCCAUAGCAACCCUGGUUUCCUGGGAAACCCCAAAAGGUUGUCAUGGCAUCCCUCCUCCCAUCCCCUUCCUAUCCUGUGCUGUUUCCACAGUAACCCUUCCAGAUGGUUCCAACUUCUGUGAUUUCACAGAAAACCCGCUGCUCUGAUAAACUGAACACACACAUACAUCGAGAGAGUUAAUCCCACAGAGAUUUGGGUGUAGAAGCUAGUCCUCCUAGAUGCACAGUUUUUUUAGAUCUGAAAGAUUCUUGAAGUCCUAGUACAUACUGAAUUGAGAAGCAAAACGAAGAUAUUUAAUGGUGCUGCACAUGUGCUGAACAUAACACCUGUUCAUAGGCAAGCACAACAAAUCUCCAAAUCGCCCUGGCAGUCAAGUUGAUAUCUGAUCAAUGAAAUUGAAAAUUGAUUCUCUUUGUGCAAAUGUAUACAUCUGCUCAGCAGUUUUAGCAAGGCGAUCUCGUCUCUGCACCUUACAGAACAAAUCAUAUUUAAACUUACGGUACAUGACCUAGAUUUUUCAAAAGCCUCCCUCCAAAUCCAAACAGCGAUUGUACUUUCAAGCGCGUAUGGCACUGAACAGCCAGACAGGACACUAAUGAAAAAGGAUGCCAGUCUAAUGAAACAGGGGGACAAAUGCAGAUGACCUAUAAAGAUCAGGGGGAAAAGUAACCAAAACUGAGGGGAAAAUAUGCCUGCCUCGUCUUAUUCACACAUCAGGGGCUGCGGAGCAUCAGACAGGAUCAGAUAACAGAAGACGUUUCAAAAUAAGAGCUACAGAACUGUACUGACCAGUACAAUAUUAUAAAAAAGAAUCACAUACAUCAAGAAUGCAGUGACUAAUUACAUACUGUACAUCAUGGACUGCACUGAUGGAUGGCCUGUCCUCUUGCAUAUGCAGUACUUUAACUUCCAGUGGCAUAAAACCAUUUUAUGUGUUGUGAUUUCUGUGAUUUCUAACAAGUGCAUUAUGUAGAAGGGAACAUCUUUUCAUCUGGAAGAUUAUCUUCAAAUCAUGUGCAAUAUAAUGAGACUGAACAAAGCCAGGAAACACAGGAGGGAGGUGGAAACCAUUUGGACAGAAUUUCAGUCUUUUAAAAAUAUCUCUUGAAAGAUUAAGCAUCCAGAAAGGAAACGUUAAACAGAGCUGCUAAUAACUGGUUCAAAUGUUUGGUUGUUACAAAGAAAAACAAUUAACUGCUCUCACUUUCAUUUCAAAUGACUUCUACCGGCUGUCUUCAGCAGCAAGAAAUGAAUGAGUUGUGUUCUAUUUUUCUGACUUUUUUCUGUAAAAAUGUCCUUUAUAGAUAUGUUCUGUACCAAAGGCUUUUCAACAUAUCUUCACCCUAAUCGCACACAGAAAGAACACAUCUCCACUGAUGCUGAAGAGGAUAGCGUUACACAGUCAGCUAACAAGUUGUGCCUUGCUUUAAAAAGCAACUAUGUGCAUUCAGUUAAAAAGGGAACAGUUUUCAGGCAGAGCUCUGUGGCAGCGAGGCCUGACGAACGAUGACUUUGGCAUCAACCAGAACUCUCCAUUUCACA
Messenger RNA from Alligator sinensis (Chinese alligator), 4321 nucleotides. RefSeq names its product potassium voltage-gated channel subfamily A member 3. Gene Ontology annotation, molecular function: protein binding; delayed rectifier potassium channel activity. The coding region runs from base 31 to 1755 and encodes 574 amino acids. NCBI's taxonomy places the organism in Eukaryota, Metazoa, Chordata, Crocodylia, Alligatoridae. Gene Ontology annotation, cellular component: membrane; voltage-gated potassium channel complex. Gene Ontology annotation, biological process: potassium ion transmembrane transport; protein homooligomerization. The transcript is spliced from 2 exons. The record is from RefSeq and is a predicted model, not a curated record.